UCCACGUGUAACAUACACCAUACUUUCUCGCUGUCAGUUUCGCCCUCUAAAACCCACCACCGGCAACCAACCACAGCCACUCUAACCUCUCUUUCAGCAGUCAGCUCUCUCUAUUCCCCAUCUCUCUUCCAUUGCCAAGGAAAUUAAGAAAAAAUUAUCCCUUAAAAAAAAAAUUAUCCAACGACGGAGAUUACUGUGUCUUCCUCAGAUAAUACAUUCCCACCACUUGUCCCUGCGCUUUCCAUUUUUGUGCCUCCGUUUGGCUCCUUUCUCGCUGCAUCCUAUUAUUUCCUCCCUCCCUGAAACGCACGCCACCGGGUACCCGCGAGGAAGAACGUAAAACAGAGCGUAAAGUGAAUGAUCUGUUGUUCUGUUGCGGUGGCCUUUCGGUCGAGUAUUUCCUGAAUCGCCUGCCCUCUCUUCUCGGGGCUGGAUCGGCUUUUCUCUUGAGUUGAUUGAUAAGGAGAAGCAACACUGGCGGUGAUGAGAGGAAGCCUCUUGAUUAACCGUCGCGGGAUGCAGAGAUUCCGGCAACUCGCGAUCACUGUCACUGGAUCGGUUAAGAUCAAGCUAUUACUCUGCUGUUGUAUAGCUUUUACGCUGCUCGCGCUCGCUGGACGCUCAUCGGAUUUCAUGAGAUGGACCAAACCUGCUGAACAGUUCUCUGUUCCAGGGAAAGGAUAUGCUAUUGUAGUUAACACAUGGAAGAGAUACGAUCUGUUGAAGCAGUCAAUUUCCCACUAUUCAACUUGUGCUGGGCUUGAUUCUAUACAUAUCGUCUGGAGUGAGCCCAAUCCUCCUUCAGAAUCUCUUGUUAAGUAUCUUAAUCACAUUCUACUGUCAAAAUCUAAAGGUGCGAGGCAGGCUGAGCUGAAAUUUGAUAUCAACAAGGAAGACAGUUUGAAUAAUAGAUUCAAAGAAAUCAAGGAUUUGAAGACUGAUGCUGUUUUCUCAAUUGAUGAUGAUGUUAUAUUUCCUUGCUCUUCAGUGGAAUUUGCUUUCAGUGUUUGGCAGAGUGCCCCAGAUACAAUGGUGGGCUUUGUGCCCCGUGCCCAUUGGGUUGAUCAAUUGGAAGGGAAAAAGGAUUACUACAUAUAUGGUGGAUGGUGGUCUGUUUGGUGGACUGGUACAUAUAGUAUGGUACUCUCUAAGGCUGCCUUCUUCCACAAAAAGUAUCUUAGUUUAUAUUCAAAUGAGAUGCCAGCAUCAAUCAGAGAGUACACAACGAAGAACAGGAACUGUGAAGAUAUUGCAAUGUCCUUUCUUGUUGCAAAUGCAACUGGAGCUCCACCUGUUUGGGUGAAAGGCAAGAUAUUUGAGAUUGGUUCGACUGGAAUUAGUAGCCUGGGAGGUCAUAGUGAAAGAAGAACAACAUGUGUUAACAGAUUUGUCGCGGAAUAUGGGCGAAUGCCCCUGGUAUAUACAUCUGUUAAGGCUGUUGAUAGCCGCCAUGCCUGGUUCUGGUGAUGCUGUGGAUUCUUCUAUAUUUUGAAUUGCUGAAUUUCCACUUCCCUUUGAGCAAUUCCAAUUCUUUUUAUUUGUAUUAUAGUUCAAUAUAUGCGUUAUUUACGUCUUCUUUUGAGAUAGAAGCUAAUUUAACAUUCUACCUUAGAUUGAUUACUUGUAUACUCACUAUGUAACUAGAAGAUAGUUGCCACAAGUAGCAAUAUAAAUUACAUUUUGCC
Hevea brasiliensis (rubber tree) is the source of this 1685-nucleotide messenger RNA. RefSeq names its product glycosylinositol phosphorylceramide mannosyl transferase 1. Lineage: Eukaryota; Viridiplantae; Streptophyta; Magnoliopsida; Malpighiales; Euphorbiaceae. The coding region runs from base 484 to 1467 and encodes 327 amino acids. The transcript is spliced from 5 exons. Gene Ontology annotation, molecular function: glycosyltransferase activity. The record is from RefSeq and is a predicted model, not a curated record. Gene Ontology annotation, cellular component: membrane.